Molecule: messenger RNA, 994 nt
Organism: Polypterus senegalus (gray bichir)
Lineage: Eukaryota; Metazoa; Chordata; Cladistia; Polypteriformes; Polypteridae
Product: GATOR complex protein WDR59-like
Exons: 3
Coding region: 1-405 (134 amino acids)
Source: RefSeq, a predicted model, not a curated record
AUGGUUGGAGGAUGCAGUACUCCGAGUUUGCUGGAUCCAUCAAAUACUCUGCAGUAUGAUGAGUUUAAGAAGUGUUAUGGAGAGAUAUUAUAUCGCUGGGGGUUAAGGGAAAAGAGAGCCGAAGUCCUUAAAUUCAUAGCGUGUCCUCCAGAACCUCACAAAGGAAUUGAAUUUGGUGUGUACUGCUGUCAUUGUCGCAGUGAAGUUCGAGGGACUCAGUGUGCUGCCUGUAAGCACCUCACUUUCCAGUGUGCUAUCUGCCAUGUUGCUGUCCGUGGGUCUUCAAAUUUCUGUCUUAGCUGUGGCCAUGGUGGACACACCAGCCACAUGAUGGAAUGGUUUUGUACUCAAGAUGUUUGCCCCACUGGCUGUGGCUGCCACUGUCUUCUUCAAAGCACCUUCUGAACCGAUGGGAAAAUAGACUAAAGUUGCUUAAUUCAAACAUCACAUUUGUUGUAAUGCCUUUGCCUGGAUCUGGCAUUCAGGAGAUGAACAAGCAGAACUGUGCACCUAACGCCGAGCACAGACCAUGUCCAGGUUUGUAUUACUGAAAUUGUGUAUAAUGUAUAGUAAAAAGUAAUCAGCUUAAUUGAAUGUACUGUAACAUAUGCAUAAUUAAAAAGAAAACAGUAUGUACAGAUAAAGUAUGUAAAUAAACGUGCUAAUUGAUUUGAACUUAUAUUGUUUGACAUUGUUUAAUAAUUUUGAGGAACACCUUGAGUAUGACAGCGUUGUACUGAAAAGAAAAACAAUUGUACACUUAAAUAUAGAGUUUAUAACUUUAAUUUCUUUUGAUUACAGUUUAAAAUAGGAAUCAUUUUGACUAGAGCAGGUUCAGAUCCUUGCAGUUCCUUAUCACCUAAAAUGUCCAAAAUAAUGAGAUUUGCAUGAUAUCAAGGUGCUGCUGUACUACUAGGUUACUUGUUUUUGUGUAUUUACAAUUCUUACUCUGAAUUCUCUGAAAUAAACAUAUGUAUGAGUUUUACUUUUAGCA